GUCCUUGAGUUUGUCCUUGAUCCGCGUAAGAUAUUUCAUUUGGUGAUAUUCAAAGGUAAAAGUGGUCUACAACUUGGAACAUCAACUAGCCUUCCAGUAGCACCAGCUGACACUAGUGGAGAUCACUUACAAGUUGUGAUUUCAGCAGGUUCCAGUUAUACAAUCAUCAAGGCAUCUACAGAACAACAAAGCAACAAGCAACAAUGCUAGCCGCAAGGUUUGCAUCUGUGGGAAAGAUCCCUCUGACAGCCUUUGUCACAACAUUUGGACAAUCCACAGCCCGAUCAGCCAGCAGACCAGGUGUCGUCAUCAGAGUACAGAACUAUGCCUCUCAAACAAGAUCUGGCCUCAGCCGGCGUGCCAAGACUCGCAGUUUGAAAGAAAUGGCAAUGGCCCCUGCAGGGGAUUCAGCCUUUAGCAUUGGGCGAGGUGUUGUGGCCGGCGCAUCUCUGGUUGGCCUUGGUGCACUGUGCUACUAUGGUCUAGGCAUGUCCAAUGAAGUCGGAGCCAUUGACAGAUCUGUCCUAUGGCCUGAGGAAGUGAAGAAGAGGAUCCGAGCGACCUACAUGUAUUUUGGUGGGAGUGUGGCCAUCACAGCUCUGUCCGCAGUGGCUGUCAGUCGCAACCCUGCCAUGAUGAGAAUGAUGAUGAAGAACUCCUGGAUGGCUAUAGGAGCAACGUUUGCAGCUAUGAUAGGAGCAGGCAUGGUGUGCCGGUCCAUCCCCUACAGUGAAGGGUUUGGGAUGAAGCAGCUGGCCUGGAUCGGCUACAGCGGUGUGGUUGGAGCAGUCAUAGCCCCCAUCACCAUGUUGGGGGGCCCACUGCUGAUCCGUGCGGCCUGGUACACAGCUGGCUUGGUGGGAGCUCUCUCUACUGUGGCAAUGUGUGCCCCAAGUGAAAAGUUCCUCAACAUGGGAGGCCCCUUAGCUAUCGGACUUGGAGUUGUGUUUGCUUCCUCCAUUGGAGGGAUGUUCCUGCCACCAUCUACAGCGCUGGGGGCGGGGCUGUACUCUAUCAGUGUGUACGGCGGCCUGGUGCUCUUCAGUAUGUUCCUGCUCUAUGACAGUCAGAAAAUCAUCAGGAAUGCCGAGACAUAUCCCACAUAUGCUGCUCGCAAAUAUGACCCAGUUAAUGCGUGCAUUGGAAUCUACCUGGACACUGUGAACAUCUUCAUCAGGAUAGCGAUGAUCCUCUCUGGUGGAGGGGGACGAAAAAAGUGAACAGGUGCUUAGUUUGUGUGUGAAUGAACUGAGGUGUUGGCUGGACAUUGUGAUAGAUGGGACACCCUCCCUGACAGGUGGUGUCACCUGGUUGAACUGGCUGCAUCUCAUGUGACAGAAGUCAGGAACUACAAGAACUCUGCUGACUCAUCAAUUUAAGAAAAUAAUCCAUAUACAUUUAACCCAAGAUAUUACUUCAGCGGGAAUUGUUCAUAUUGUUUACAAGUGUUUCAGCGGUGUUUUUCAUGUUAUCUUUACCAUGUUUAGAUGACCAUUACCAGUGAUGAUAUAUCUUCCAGAAAGCAAUGUUCAUUAUCAAAUGGUUUACAGGAUUAUGAGAUUGUACUUCUCAAGAGUAAAUAUAAAAAAAAUUAGUUUCAAAGUGAAAACUGAUGUUCUCAUUAAGCCUAUAAUGAUAUGUUCAUGAUCGUUUAGCUGAUGUAUUGAUACACGCAGUAAAUGAGUACUAGUUUCUAAGUGUGAAAAUGGUUUGUAAAAUUUAAUUUUCUGCUAGUACAUAUUCAAGAGUUCUUUGUUUGUUUGAUGGUUGUCUAUGAACAACAUGAUGAAAUAUGCACUGAUUGAGCCCAAGUCAUUCCCUUUGAUGUGUAUCGUGUAUCUCUUGGUGUAUCCUAUGAUAUUCCCACCAUCAAGAUACAUCAUCGCAACAAAGGUGUUAUGAAAGCCCUAAUCCAUUGUAGAAGGUUUUUGUGUUUGAUCUAUUGGAACAUCUUCAGGCGUCUUUCUGCGUCUCCGUCAGGUAAACAUUUACAGGUCAUCAAAACCACCUGGAUUAAAGUAUCAAUUUUCAAAGAUGCCAGUUCUAUGUUAUUUGAGAAUGAAUACACCAAUAUUUUAAAAAACUAAUAAAAUAACUUGAAUUAAACAA
Messenger RNA from Haliotis rufescens (red abalone), 2109 nucleotides. RefSeq names its product growth hormone-inducible transmembrane protein-like. The record is from RefSeq and is a predicted model, not a curated record. The coding region runs from base 204 to 1220 and encodes 338 amino acids. The transcript has 8 exons. Gene Ontology annotation, cellular component: mitochondrial inner membrane. NCBI's taxonomy places the organism in Eukaryota, Metazoa, Mollusca, Gastropoda, Lepetellida, Haliotidae.